Molecule: messenger RNA, 547 nt
Organism: Triticum urartu
Lineage: Eukaryota; Viridiplantae; Streptophyta; Magnoliopsida; Poales; Poaceae
Source: RefSeq, a predicted model, not a curated record
AUGGCUGCCAUCAAGGUCACUGCUUACAGCCGGUCCAACUGGCAUUUCUUAAUUUCACUUAAGAUCGUGGUGAAGCUGGACCUGCAGUGCGACAGGCAGAAGCAGAAGGCGAUCAAGACCGUCUCCACUCUCUGUGCGUGGCUUUCUUCCCCAGGUAUCGACCAGAUCGUCCUGGACACGAAGGACGGCAAGAUGACGGUCGUGGGGACGGUCGACCCGGUCGACGUCGUCCGCAGGCUGCGCAAGCGCUUCUGCUCGGUGUGGAUAGUCUCCGUCGGCCCGGCCAAGGAGGAGAAAAAGAAGAGAGCAGUUUUUUUUAGCCUGAGCUACACGGUAUCCACUAUCCGGAGCGUUCAAUGUGGGCUGCGGUGCAUGUGGAUGUGUGCAAAAUUAACAGUUGUGCCAGCCGCCCAGCCCUUAAUAGUCUGACGCGAGGCCUAUGAAAUUUACAAUAUUUGUUGGCCUACUAGUAUGGAUACUCUACAUGACAUGAUGUGCCGUCAGACAGCCCCGCAUGCUUUUGUCCACCAUCGACCUUGGAUUCCAU